AUGACAUUCGGGAACAUGAAAGUCGGCAUCCUCGUGGCCAAUGAGGUGGUCACAUUGUGUGACAGAGAUGUGAACAUCAAUGCUGUGGAAGUGCGCGAGAAGAUCAUGGAGUAUCGUGCAGAGCUGGUGGGCUGGGCAUAUCCUCAGCAGCAGAAGAAUUAUGAAUUGUUUUGGUCUACGCAGGACAGCUCAGAGGUGAGUCUCUUCGGCAAGGUGCCCAAUCCUGUGGAUCUCGAGGUCCUGAUGCUGAUCAAGGUUUACCGCUUCGGUGAGCUUUUUGCUGGGGCAGCGAAUGUCACUACUGCUGUGAAGCUCCAUGGCAUUCCUGCUUUCAAGAUGGACAAAAUCUAUUACGGGGGUUUCGAUUUCUUGGCACCGGCUGGAUUCUCGUUCCUGGGCUGCUUUUAA
This is a messenger RNA of Symbiodinium sp. CCMP2592, 408 nucleotides long. NCBI's taxonomy places the organism in Eukaryota, Dinophyceae, Suessiales, Symbiodiniaceae. The record is from the annotation of a GenBank genome assembly.